Cryptomeria japonica (Japanese cedar) is the source of this 3931-nucleotide messenger RNA. RefSeq lists its product as uncharacterized. The coding region runs from base 485 to 3547 and encodes 1020 amino acids. The record is from RefSeq and is a predicted model, not a curated record. The transcript is spliced from 7 exons. Lineage: Eukaryota; Viridiplantae; Streptophyta; Pinopsida; Cupressales; Cupressaceae.
GAGUGCUUACGUGGCGUGGAUUAUGCACCCAUACAUGAUGAUGAUGCUAUAAUGGUUAUGAAAACUACGGAAAAUUUUUUCUGCUGCUACAAGCCCAAACCUGCGAAAUCUGCACACAUUCCAGGAUAUUCUAACGAGUUUCAGUACAGAUUUUGUGAAAAGAUUCUGAAAAAGGCGGCGGAAUUGGUCGCUUUGUUUUGUAUAGGAUUGUGAUUUGUAGCCUUUGCGAAGCCAGAGUUGCUGGUUUGGCUCAUAAAUUGAUUGUUUCAGCGAUUUUAAGCUAUUUUUUGCGCAAUGUUGUAGAAUAUGAGAUAUGAGCUAACGUAGGAGCGCUCUUUUUGGGAUGCAGUUCUGAUUUCAGCUGUUGACAAGUGUGACUUGCCGUUUUUAUUGCGGAAUCGUUUAUUUCUGGGGUUUGAAAGCUUGGUUUCCAGAAAUUUCGGCCAUUUGAAUUGAGACAACGGUGAUUGCUAGUGUUGCAACGAUGCGGAGGUUAUUUCCAUUGAAACCGGUCUCUGCAUCGAACAAUAACAGUAACAGUAAUAAUUUGCCGAACCAGAAGGUUGAUAAGGAUGGGCCAUUCUUUUGGGAAAAGGGAAGCGAUUACCUGAAGGAGAAUUCGCUUGAAGCGCAGAUGAUUCGAGACCAUUCUUCUGCUAUUCCGAAGAAAACUAUCUCUGGGGGAGGGAAUUCGAAGCGAUCAUCUGCGCAUUUAAUAAACCAUCACAUGGGUCCCGCGUUUGAAUCUUCGUCUCUUCACAGACGAAGCCAUUCAUCAGCCUCUUCCAUCUUUUCCAGCGACAAAAAUGAUAGCUCUUUCAGUGAUGUGAGCAAAUCCUCUGGAAGCAGUGCGGAUGGCUUUGCUCCAAGCUCCAAAUGCACACCUCCUGAAAACAGAGAAGCAAAAGUAGUAUGGACAAACAGAUCCACCAGUGUGCCUAAAGGUCGUCCUGAAGUUUACUGUAGCACCCUUGCAAAUACCCCUCCAUCCUUGUCAAGAAGCAGUUCUGCCCGAAUAACAAAAGUUCCAGAGGAUUUCUUGGAAUUCAGUUUUGAUGGAAGGGAAGAAGAAGAUGAAGAUACUCACAACCUGGUAUCUGGAAAGGCACAGAUGGAAAUAAUAGCAGAUAACGAAACUGUACUGAGCUCUGGUCGGCCACCACGUUCCAGACUUUCAGGCCAAGAUAAUAUUCAUAUAGGCAGUGUUAAAAGACUUGUACGUUCUCAGUCUUUUAAAGGUUCUUGUGCAAACACAGGUGAAAAAUCAUCCUCAAAGAUGCAAGGUGAUCUUCUGUCAUAUCCAAAAAGCUCAUCAUCUUCAGUGGGGGACAAACUUUCUUCCAGGUAUCAAAGUGCUCGAAAUGUUGCUGAAAGACUGGUUAGAUCACUACCAGGGAAAUCCAAAUCCAAAGUAAUCGAUGCCAAGAGUAAUUUUGAUAGUGAAACUGUUCUUAUCCAUUGUGAUGGGAGAAUCCGCAGGGAAUUUCUAGAAUCAUUCCAGCCAUCAGGACCUGAGCUUGGAAGCUACCACAAUUUGAAUACCGAAGAAUUAUCUCCAUCUCAAAGCCAGGGAGUAAGCCCAAGCUCACAUUGUAGAUCAAAUGAGGAAAGGCAGUUUCCUACUUUUCAAGUACAGAAUGUUGAAGGAUUGGCUCUUCAUCCGCCACAGAAGGAAGUGGACAGAUGCCGAUUUCAACUGUGGCUUGAAGGCUAUGAUAAGAUGCAAGAUAAUGAUGAAGAGCUGGAAAUAAGAGCUAAAGCAGCUGAAGACCAGGUUGCAUUAUUGUCAGAAGAGUUAGAAUCGAUGAACUGGUACCAUUGCAGCAGGUCUGAAUCUGUAAGUGCAAAGAACUCACAACAAAAUGCAGAAUUUUUGUGGCAAAAAUUGAGAAAAGCAUCUGAAGAGAAAAGGAACUUAGCACUUAUGCUUUCUUCAGAAGUUCAGAGCCGCAAGAGAGAAAGAUCAUCAGCGACUGAAGCUCUAAGGUUGAUCAAGGGAGAGAUGGAAUCUCGCACAAAGAUAUUGGAGAAUGAGAAGAAUGAUCUGCAGCAAACAUUAGAAAAGGAGAUAGAUAGGAGGUCGAAUGAAUGGGCCUCUAUGCUGGAGAAAAUUAGGUCUGAGGAGAGGAGGAUGAGAGAGAGAGUCAGAGAUCUGGCAGAGCAAAAUGUAGCAUUGCAGAGAGAAGUUUCAUCUUUAAAUAACCAGGAAAUUCAUGUAAAAAGUCAGGUGAGGGAAUCUCAGAAAUGUAUGACUGAUUUGAGAAACAAAUUAACAGAUGCUGAAAAUGAAAUUAUGCAGUUAAGGGAAUCCCUGUCAGAAUCUAUCAAGAAAGGAAAACAAGCAGAAGAUGACCGAGAUUCAAACAAAAGGAGCUACAAGGAAAAAGAAAGGGAAAACUCUGAGUUACAGAAAUCAGUUGUCAGAUUACAGCGACUAUGUAAAGAUCAGGAAAGAACAAUUGGUGGAUUGUGGGGAGGAUUAGACAAUGAGAUAAAUGAUCGUCCACAUGAUAAAGAUGAUUGUAUCACCAAGCUACAAAAGGAACAACUCCGAUUAGUUGGUGUAGAACAAGCCUUACGCAAGGAAUUAGAGAAUUGUAGGUGGGAAGCUGGUACUCUGAGGCACGAAAACACCAGCCUUCUGGAUAGGGUGCGAAGCAGAGAGAAAGGUACUAGCAUUGGGUUGAUCAAACUUGAUCAAGAACUUUGGGAUCGCCUUGAUGGACUGCAAGCUCAGGCAUUCCCACUGCUGGAUGAGAAUGUUCACCUUUCUUUUAAGCUGCUGGAUUAUGUUAAAAGGAAUUUGUCUACUUUUGAUGCAUGUGAAAUUAGUGAAUGGGAACAUUCAAACAGUAUGUUAGAAACUGGACAAGAAUGGGAGCAUGCCAUGGAAUUGGACAUGAUGGCUCAAAAUUUAAGAAGAAAGGUUGAUUCUUGGAAGAAAAGUGUGUGGAUACAAAAAGAAAUCUUGAAAGAAAAAUCUCAUAUAUCCUGUGACGAAUCUCUCAAGCAAGAUGUAGAAAAUCCAGAGGCAUAUCAACAGGAGCAGCAGCAUAUAGAGAAUGAGGAGGGGUUCAACCAACUACAACAAGAACUUAAAGCUGAAACUUUACUCGUCAAGAUUCUACGGGAAAAACUAUGUUCUAAGGAGGCUGAUUUAGAACAACUUCAGGAAGAAAUUGCAACUUUGGUAAGGAGUCAAGAGGUUUUGAGAAGUAACAUUGAAAGUCUACAGGGAAGGCUCAGUAGUUCAAACCAGAAAGAGAAAGAGUUGGAACUCCUGCUUGGAGGGAAGGAAGAUACCAUCAGAUGUUUACAAGCUGACUUACAAGAAUGUCUCAAAGAACUGACAUUGUUAAGAGUAGAGAUACCCAAAGUUUCUGAAGAAAGGGAUGGCUUUAAGGAAGAUGCAGAACAACUUACCUGGCAAAACAUGAAACUCAUUGCCGAAGUGGAAGCGCUUAAAAUAAGAGUAGAGAAACUCGAUGAGGAUGUACUAGUCAGGGAGGGACAAUUGUCAAUUUUACAGGAAAGCCUAAAUGCAUAGUUUUGCAGUAAACAGUAGUAGUGUUUUGAUUCAUUCUUUUUUCCAUUGAUUGCAUUUUUCAACAUUCUUGGUGGUUGUAUUCUAGUUCUCACAAGUGUAAAAUAGCUGAUUUUUUCAAAUAGCUUUACAUGUCAAGGAGUAUAUAAUAAUAUCCUAUCGUGGAUGGAAAGGGUUCUUCUGUAAGAAUUUCAUACAGCGUUGUAAAAUUUGAAACUGGGAACUGUCAGGUUUGUUCCCCUAACAUGUAUGUCUAAUAUUGACUCCAUUGGCAGAAAAUUUAAGCUGCCUUGUGACAAGCAUAGAAACGAGAUGGCUGUUGUAACAGUUUUGUAUUUUUGUUGCUCCAACUAAAUUUACAGGGCUUGUUCUGUACAAGCUUUCUUC